Molecule: messenger RNA, 2316 nt
Organism: Verticillium dahliae VdLs.17
Lineage: Eukaryota; Fungi; Ascomycota; Sordariomycetes; Glomerellales; Plectosphaerellaceae
Exons: 9
Coding region: 1-2316 (771 amino acids)
Molecular function (GO): protein binding
Source: RefSeq, a predicted model, not a curated record
AUGGAUCCUCUGUCCAUCGCUGGGACCACCGCCGGACUCCUCACCCUCACGGCCCAGAUCAUCACGCGGGGCUAUGCGUGUAUGAUGCGACUGAAGAGCAACGAUGACGAUGUCCGCACAGCCGUCAACGACGUCUCCAGCUUCUCGGGGAUCCUCAUGGCAAUCGAGUCGCAAUGCAAAGAGCGCGGCGACGACAUUGCCUCGCCCAUGAGUCACCUCAUCAUCAAGAAUCAACCAUUGUGGAGGAAGAAGGUUGACGAGUGCGAAGCGGUGCUGGUGGAGAUGCUUGAAAUCCUGGAUUCACUCACCAAGGCGAAUAAGGCACAGUUGCUUAUCAAGGGCAACAGUCUCUGGGAGAAGCUUCAGAAAUCUACCACCCAGACUGAGACGUCGAAGAGCUUCUUUAUCCUGUGUUUGCAACUGCAGAAUAAUGAGGAUAUCAGAUCCUCGCAGAAGAUAAGCGGGAAGAUCAUGUCAUCACUAGAUCGCCUACGGGACGAGCAAGAUCGCGCAAGGCAGGAGGCCAAAUUGAAGGAACGAAAGGAACAACAGCAUGGCAUGAUGGAAUGGCUUGGCUUCCCGGGCGAAGCGAUGCAAGAUGACCUAAUCAACACAGGACACCCAGGGUCCUCUCAAUGGCUUUUUGAGCGCGAGGAGUUCAUCGACUGGCUCACAGCUGAUGGGCAGUCAGGUUUAUGGCUUCGAGGUCCACAGGGCGCUGGCAAGACCAUCAUUGUUUCACGAGUCAUCGACUUUAUCCAGACCCAGUGUCUAGACCAGGAUGCGGUCCUGCUCUUCCACUUCUGCAGAUUUACGGACGAGGCAACGAGAUCACAAGACCAGCUUCUCGGUGCUCUCAUCACACAGCUUCUUGAUAACCUGCCAGAAGACUCGCCUCUUCCUGAUACCCUCACCUCGAUGAUGAAGCGAUCCCGAUUCUCGUCAUAUCCCCGCGUCUCAAGACUCAAACCGGUCUUCUUAGAGCUUUGCAAAGCUCAUGCAAUGGUCUACAUUGUUGUCGAUGGUUUGGACGAGCUUGAUAACUUCAAGGACAUCCUAGAGCUGAAGUCUGCCUUUGAAUCAUAUAUCAAUGUUGAGAUCCUGCCCGAAGAUGUUGAGUCUGACAGGAAAUUAGACCCCGGUCUACUUGUUAUGGAACUCGCCACGCGAGCUGGUGGCAUGUUUCUCUGGGCUGUAUGUCAGGUCCAAUACCUGUCGCGUAUCAGGACCACCAUCACCCCCGAUCUCAUUGCCACACUACCACCAGCACUUGAGAGCAUAUUCGAGAACGUGCUCAUGACGCUCGAAGACAAGGACCGGAAGAUGACUCUUCGCAUAUUGCAACUCGUCAUGUUUUCAUUUCGAUCCUUAGAUCUGGCCGAAAUUGACGAAGCCAUAGCGAUUUCACCCUCCAGCAAAAGCCUAGCCGGACUGCUUCGCCUACGCCAGAAAGAUGCCAUCUUGGAAAUGUGUGGUUGUAUGCUCUCUCAGUCGCCUCGUACCAAGAAGAUCCAGCUUGCACACAGUUCAGUAGAGCUCUUUGCGACUUGCGUUCGGUACCUCAGCAUGAACGACUUCGACUCGGACACAUUUCGGGAGACAUUUCGCCUCGCUCUGGACGGGGGCCAUGCCGAUUCAGAUCUGCAGGCUUUUGCAAAGGCACCAUUCCUCGAUUACGCCGUCAGCCACCUCGUUUCUCACAUGAAGAAAAUCGAGCUUGUCAUUGACUCUACUGACCAUGAUUGCACGGGUUUAGCCGACAGGUUCUUCUUUGAAGAUAGCUCCCGGUUUACGUCUUGGCUCCUGGUGCGACAGUAUCUUGAUGGCACGUACAGAAACCCGCCUGGUAGCAACGCAUACCACAUUGCUGCCAUUUACGGCAUUGAGCAGGUCUUUGGCUUGGGUCCUGAUCAGUACGGCCUCAAAGCACAAACCUUAGACGGCAGAAAUGUGCUGCAUCUCGCACUAGAGAAUCAGCAAUGGGAGAUCGUUGACGCCAUUCUGCGUCUGGGACUGGGAGAUCUCCUUAGCGAAUUCGAUAAGCAAGGACGCUCUCCGCUGCACGUUGCGGUUGAGCUCGGCAAUUCCUUCAUGGUUCAGCGCCUCAUCGAGGGAGGAGCGGACCCGAACCUCGCCAGCUCUCUCAACCAGGGUCGAACUCCGAUCUUCAUGGCUGUAGAGAAUAAGUGGGAUGAGCUUACCGAGUAUCUCUCAGGCAGAGCCAAUCUAGACAUCUGUCUUGACGAUGGACGCUCGCUCCACCACGUGGCCGCGCAGUCUGGAAGCCUCGAAUGGAUCACCGCGUUGGAAAGGUAG